CUUGACUAUCUUUUAUGAAAUCUUCUGUUUUUCUUUUUCCCCCCCAUAUUUUGUGAUAUACGAAUUGGGAUACUCAAAUUAGCCAAGUAAGAGACGAAAGAAGAGGUGAUGAUCAAGAGGUGGUGAAGAAACACAUGCGAGUUGACAAUAAGAGAGAUAAGCAAAUUUCCAGGGGAACCCAUUAGUGAGCUGUAAUCAUGGGUCGCAUGUGGUCUAUAUAUAGAUAUGAACUAAAAGUGAGUUCAAGACACCAUGAUGAGGUAUUAGGAAGAGAUUGGUACCAUGCACAUCUUCAUCGAGUAAACAGUACUGUAGCAGAAAGUGAAGCAGUAAAGGCUAUGAUUAAAACUAUGAUUAAGCUGGGAAUUCCUUUUAGGAAGAAAGUGGUUCUGUUUAAAAGAUGCUUUCUUUCUCACUGCAGUUUUAUUGAAACUUUACAGUGCGCAUGGAAUACCAUGAGCAACAAAAGGAGGUCAGAGUUUUCCCCAAUUAAACUAUUUAAGAUUUUAAAAUUCUUCUCUGAAAUCUCAUGCUCUCUCCCCGUCUGCAAAAAUAUACUCUUACACACCCACCAAACUGACUAAAAAGCCUUAUCUUUUUCAAACCCAUUACACUUGUUUCAACAGUUGCAACUAUAUUUUAUUAGGCUUCUCCUUUUCUUACAUUUUACAUAUUUAUAUGUUCUUCCCAUCUAUAUAAGCAUAUAUACCAUUCAAUAUAUAAAACAAAGCACUGUAUCAAUAUUGGUCCUCUAUGGCAGGCAGCUCAAGGUUAAAGAAAUCUUCGUUUGCUGUAUUUCCUUUGAGUCUUCUGUUUUGAGUAAAACUUGAAUCAGAGAAACUCGAUUCCAUGAUAGGUACUCGUAAUUCUCUUGUUUUUCUUUAUGGGAUGCUUUUAUUUUCCUUUGUUUUCUCUUACAUGGGUUCUUCAAGCAGUUCCUUCGAGUUUCUUUCGGAUAGUCCCCCAUAUAUGGUACUGGAAAAAACUAUGGGUUCUAAAACUGACGUUUGCAGUACCGGUUGUUCUGUUUUUCUGAUAACAGUUUUCGUCGUAUUGGAUUAAAGCUGAAAGUGCUUAGUACCAGAACCGGCUUAUGCAAAAGGUGAUAUAUAUGAAGCUAAGGCUUGGUUAAUUUCUUUCUUUUAUUGGCAUCAAACAGACAGAAAAAAUAUUUGAUGUUCAGUUGGCCUGUCCUUCGAUUGCAGUCUGGAAGGGAGCUGAAUCUGGAAUUGGUAUGUAUUGGAAGUACGCUUUUCAUCAUUUUAAAUUUGUAAGAUAUCUUUGUCAUAUCGAACAUUUCUGUAAUCAAUGGACGGUUUGGGUUGGGAUGGCUCACUAGUUGUUACAAACACACCAUCCUCGUGGUAUCAACAAAGGGUUCAAGGAAGUUUGGUUUUGUCCAGCGAAAACUCAAGCGUUUUCAAUCCUAUCCAGGCGCUCCAAGAGGCUCAAACAUCUCAUGUAUUUACAAAUUCUGAAAUAGCAAGGGUAAUGGUUCAGCCACCAACUCUCACGUCGGAUUCAAUGAAGGUAGUGUCAAACAUGAACCUAUCCGACCGCCAAGAAGCUAUGAGAUUGGCAACAGAUGCUGGGACACAUUGGCCGGGAGAAGAUUUAACAUCUGAAUUAUGUCCUUCCACUUUGAUGAUCAAAAGGCCUUGCACAAUGAAUCCUUCGAGCGGUUUAAAUGCUGAUUUUAGCAUGGCAAAACAAUCACAAGAGGUCAACGGCUUACAAAAUGGAAGGCCUCCAGUACCGACAUGCUCUCUUGAGUCGUUGGAUUGCUUGCUCUCAGCUACUACUAGCAACACAGACACGUCGGCCGAAGAUGAGGGGAUUUCCACUAUUUUCUCUGACUGCAGAAAUUUAUGGAACUUUGGUUCUAUUGGUGCAGUUUCAUCAGGAGAGUGCGAGAAUGAUGCUUCCAAUGCAAUAAAAGAAAACAUGCGCUGCCCAGUAAACGAGAUUGAAAAGAGAGCAUCGCAAAGUUCCUCGGAUCUUUAUGGAAACCAUGGAAAAUUUCGAGAAUCUAAGCAUGGUUCUACAAAGAGAAUCAAUGAUCAAGGUGAGAUCAAAGCUGGUCCAAAUUGUAGUUUUGAUCUUCUUCACACUGAUUCUACUACAGAAGGUGGUUUUAAACUCAUUUCUGAGAUUCCGGCAAAACCCAAGAAGCCCAGAUCAGAGAAGUGUCCCAGCACAUCCAACAUCAACUUCCAGCAGUCAAGUUCGUCGGUAUCCUCUUCCGUCGAAGAACCUGAUCCAGAGGCCAUUGCACAAAUGAAGGAGAUGAUUUAUCGGGCUGCGGCUUUUAGGCCAGUGAACUUGGGUAUGGAUGUGGUGGAGAAGCCCAAGAGGAAGAAUGUCCGAAUAUCAUCGGAUCCGCAAACUGUGGCUGCAAGGCAAAGGAGGGAGAGGAUCAGUGAGAGAAUUAGGGUUUUGCAGAGACUGGUUCCCGGUGGGAACAAGAUGGACACUGCAUCAAUGCUUGAUGAGGCUGCAAACUACCUCAAGUUUCUCAGGUCACAAGUCAAAGCAUUGGAAAAUCUAGGCCAGAAACUUGACUCGAUGAAUUGCCCCCCUGCAGACCUCGCCUUUUCUUUCAAUCCCUCUUUUCCCAUGCAAACCUAUUUCCCACACCAAAACCCUAAUCAUAUCCACCGUUAUCCAAAGAGUUGAAAAAUAUUAUUAUCCAGAAGAAAAAAAAAAAAAUCAUUGGUAUUUAUCAAAUCUCCUUCAAGUACAUUAAGAAAAUUUAACCAAAGACCCCUAAUCAUAUCCAUCAUCAUUUCAGCACCAAUGAUUAACAUCCAAAUCCCAUUUCCUACCCAAAAACACAAAAUCUAAUCUCUGUGAUCCACAUGAUCAAAAUUCUGAUUAUUAUAUAUUCGUGAUCUAGAGUUCAAAACUCAGGCCGAUAGUGGCUUUUUUUAAUUAUCUCCAUCACAAGACCCACCACCCAAGAUCAGCGAGAGAUCUAGCUUUUUGGCUGCGCCAUUCUCCCUAGCUAGUUGUUUUCCUGCCUCCACUGUUAUUAUGUUUUGUUUUUGAAGGAAGAGAUAAUCAUAGUGGAAGUGGCAAUUAAUCAUGUGAACAUAGCCAAGCCAUUCAUGACCCUUUUUCUGCACAGAAAGGCUUAGCAAUGAUACUACUUAUGAUUAAGCUGAGGGGCAAGAAAGUGAUUGUCACUUUGUUGUAUAAUCAAUUAUUUUAAUGCGAUCUAUGUAGUUAAAGCUCA
Juglans microcarpa x Juglans regia is the source of this 3235-nucleotide messenger RNA. RefSeq names its product transcription factor bHLH87-like. Gene Ontology annotation, biological process: regulation of DNA-templated transcription. The coding region runs from base 1309 to 2676 and encodes 455 amino acids. The record is from RefSeq and is a predicted model, not a curated record. NCBI's taxonomy places the organism in Eukaryota, Viridiplantae, Streptophyta, Magnoliopsida, Fagales, Juglandaceae. Gene Ontology annotation, molecular function: protein dimerization activity; DNA-binding transcription factor activity. The transcript is spliced from 4 exons.